Messenger RNA from Helianthus annuus (common sunflower), 576 nucleotides. RefSeq lists its product as uncharacterized. The coding region runs from base 1 to 576 and encodes 191 amino acids. Lineage: Eukaryota; Viridiplantae; Streptophyta; Magnoliopsida; Asterales; Asteraceae. The transcript is spliced from 2 exons. The record is from RefSeq and is a predicted model, not a curated record.
AUGAGUCGUCGACUGUUCUUACGUAUAGUAGACGACUUGGCGCAGUCUGAUCCGUUUUUCACACUUCGAUAUGGCGCUAGGGGCCAAAGGGGAUUCACCACUUUACAAAAAUGCACAACGGCCAUUCGCCAACUGGAAUACGGGACAGCACCCGAUUCGUUGAACGCGUAUUUAAUGUUCGAAAGAACUGCACGAGAAUGUUUGUACAAGUUUUGCGAAUGGCUGGUGAAGCUAUAUAGCAAGAAAUAUCUUCGGAAACCAAACGCCAACGACGUCCAAAAAUUAUAUCAAGCGCACGAAGAAAGGCAUGGUUUUCUAGGAAUGCUCGGAAUGAUUGAUUGCAUGCACUGGCCGUGGCAGAACUGGCCUACUACGUGGCGAGGUGUUCCUAGUUCGUUUAGCGACCUUAACGUCAUCUACCAAUCAAAGAACUUUAACGAUGUCAUAACAGGAACUCGUCCAAACACCAGUUUUACGGUUUUAGGGGUGGAAUACAGGGGCGAUUACUAUCUUGCGGAUGGAAUAUACCCAAUGUACUCUACAAUCGUUAAAACUGUUCCGGCACUCGACAAAUGA